This is a messenger RNA of Macrobrachium nipponense, 9209 nucleotides long. RefSeq lists its product as uncharacterized. The record is from RefSeq and is a predicted model, not a curated record. NCBI's taxonomy places the organism in Eukaryota, Metazoa, Arthropoda, Malacostraca, Decapoda, Palaemonidae. Gene Ontology annotation, molecular function: calcium-dependent phospholipid binding; calcium ion binding. The coding region runs from base 170 to 5965 and encodes 1931 amino acids. Gene Ontology annotation, biological process: positive regulation of vesicle fusion; positive regulation of protein targeting to membrane; protein localization to plasma membrane. The transcript is spliced from 22 exons. Gene Ontology annotation, cellular component: plasma membrane.
CAUGAGGAUUUGAGGCAGCAGACAACAACACGGACGACGGUCCCCAUUGGUCAGUCAGUCGCAUGUCAGACCUCAGCACCUUUGACCCAGUGUCGUAGAGUAUGUUGUGAGAGGUCGUUACCGAUUUUAGUAUGUCAUUGUCUCACGGUGUUGAUGAACGGUCUAAAAAAUGCCAGGGAAAGUGAAAGUGCGAGUUGUAGCAGGCAGGAACCUGCCUGUUAUGGACAGGUCAUCUGACACUACAGAUGCUUAUGUAGAAGUCAAACUAGGAACCAUAACUCACAAGACUGAGGUUUACAGAAAGAGUUUGAACCCACAAUGGAAUUCUGAAUGGUUUCGUUUUGAGGUUGAUGAUCAAGAAUUACAGGAUGAGCCAUUGCAGAUACGUUUGAUGGAUCAUGAUACUUACUCUGCCAACGAUGCUAUUGGCAAAGUUUACGUCGAUCUAAAUCCUUUGUUGUUACCCCCACCUGGUCCUCCCCAUGGCCAGCGCCCACAUGAUCCCUCUCAGCCAGGCACAGCUGUCAUGUCUGGAUGGCUUCCAGUUUAUGACACUAUGCAUGGGAUUCGAGGUGAGGUGAACAUUGUGGUCAAGGUUGACCUAUUUUCAGACUUCAAUAAAUUCCGUCAGUCAUCAUGUGGAGUGCAGUUUUUUUUUACUCCUGAGAUACCUGCUGGAUAUAGGUGUCAGAAUAUUGUUGGAUUUGUUGAAGAAUUGGUUGUGAAUGAUGACCCUGAAUAUCAAUGGAUUGACAAGAUUCGAACACCUCGUGCCAGUAAUGAAGCUAGACAAACUUUGUUCUUUAAGCUCUCUGGUGAAUUACAACGACGCAUUGGUUUAAAAGUUUUGGAACUUGGAGGAAAUGCUGUUAUAGGGUACCGACAGUGCUUUGACCUUGAGGGUGAAACGGGUAUUGUUGUACGGGGUUUAGGCUCAGCAGUGACUCUUGUGAAGCUGCACUAUGAUUUAGGAGGCACUUCCGGAGGUACAACCCAUUCUCCAUCACCACUACGUGAGAUAACAGCUCAGAGAGAUGGUGAAGAUGAAAUUGUGCUAGAGAACAUGUAUGUUGCUGUGCCAAACUCAGAUAGACCUAUGCCAAUAUCUGUUGUUCAUCUUCCGAAAAAACAUUCUUCAUCUGCCCAGGAGUCUCUGUCUUCGCUAUGGUUUUCACAGCCACAAGUAGACCCAAGAUCAAGUCCCAAGAGUUCUUCUGCUUCCAUUCCUUCUCAGUAUCCCCCUCAAUGGCUUGAUCUCAUGGUAAAUCCAUCUUCUGACCAGGUUAAGCCACUCUCUGGCCAGGCAGCUCUGACAAAUGCCAGAAGAGUGUUGAUGGGAUUACCACUUGUGAGACGUAAGCGUACUGGGACAGUUACUCAGCAUCCCCCAGUUUAUCUUCAACGCAAUUCUAAUUUUCCUCAUGGUAACCAAUUUCAUCAUCAUCAAAAAAGUGAUGGAGGUUACGUGAAGCCCUGCAAACCAAAGCAUUCUUGGCCUAUUCCUAAUAUGAGUCCAAGCAAGUCUUAUAACUGGUCAGGAAUGCACUCGAGCAAUCGGGGUAGUAAAGAUUCUUUAAAGGCAGGGCUCAAAAAGACUGCACAAAGAAUGAUGAGGUUAAGAGGUUCAUUAGAAAAAUCCCAAAGUUUUGAUUCAAGUCCUUUAAAAGCAAAUAUAGGGUUUAUGGCAAAAAGUGCAAGUUUGAAGUUAGGUUCAAAAGUUCAGACUCCUGUUGGAAAAUUGUUAAGUAAAUCUCAAGGAAAGUCAAAGGCUUCAAAAUCAACAAGCUUAAGGGAAUCAGUCACAUCUCCUGAUGAUUCUGUCGAGGAUUGGGAUCUUGAUUCUCCUGAUGUUGAAGUCAUUGGCCUAGAAGAAGAGGAUACAGCCACUCAGUAUUCUGAUGAGGAUGACAUUGGUCAAGAAAUUACAAGCAUUGAAUAUUCAUACAAAACCUUAUCCAAUGCCUUUUCUGAUCCUACUUUGAAUAAAAGUAUUUAUGCAAUGCAGAGUUACCCGGAGAUUGACGCCCCACUUGGACCUAUUCAGUUCAUCUCGUCUGAUGAGGAUACUUGCAGUUCUGAUCCUGUAUCUUCAGACUUCAGUAGCCCAGAACAUGAGAUGAAAUCACCCAUCACAGUGCCUACUCUUCAGACACCUCAGAAGUUUUAUAUGAGUGAGGAAGAGCUUACAUCACAUAGCUCUGUGGAGAGUCAUUUUACAGGUCCUGUAGAUGUCAGUGACCUUCAUACAUCACAUGGAUCGUAUGAAACCCAUAGAAGAGGACAAGGAACCCCUCCUCAAUCAGCUGCAGAAUAUCAAAACAGUUAUUCCAUUGAAGAACCAAGUAGACCAGUAGGUCAGUUUGCUCAUUUGCAGGAAAAUCUAUAUGAUCUCUGUCUGCCAUAUUCAAACCCAACUCCACUGAGGGCAAUUGAUGAGCUAGAAGAUUCUGGUCAUGUUGAGCCUACUCCUAAAAGGGCUCUAUGCCAUGAAAGGAAAAGUGGCAUUAAAAUGUUUGUAAAACAGAGCAAUGUGGAUGAAAAGGAAGUAAACCUGACAGAUACUGAUUUUACAGAAAAUCUAAAUGUAGAUUAUAAUUUAAGCAACAAGAGAAAGGCAUAUGAGCUUAGACCAGCAAUACUUCAUGUUACCUCUGGCACUCUCCCCAAUAUAGCAGUCAUUCCCUCAAGUCCAGUCCUUCCUUCAAGAAUUAGAAGUACCUUAGCAGAUUCCUUAGAGGAGAACCAUUGUGAUGCUAUGGAGUUAACCCUCACUUCAGCGACUGAUGGUAACGUCGCAUCAACAGAGGCAGUUAGAGAUUGUGAGGAUGAAAGUAAAAGUUUAGCAGCAGCAAUGAUGUCUGCAUUGGGUAAAUCAGGCUCUAAUCACCUUAGUGCAUCCAAGGUUAAUUCUCCUCCUCCUCCACCUUCUCCUCCCUUUCUCCAUGCUUCAUAUUCUGACUCCUUAAUCAAUCCAGGCUCCUCUUCCUUGGUUGUUACUCCUUCUGCAUCAGGUUAUUUAUCUUCCCCUUCAUCUUCACCUUCAUUUCAACAUGUAGCUAGCAGUGUGAGCAUGGAUGGUGACUUGCUUCAUUGUGCUGUAGAUGUAGCUGCUAAGUGUCCCUCCCACCCUGUGUACAUCUCUAGCUUAGAUAUGCUAGUGGACGCACGGCCCGGCUCAGCAUCGAUGGUAGGCUCUCCGAAGCGAUCAUCUCGUAGUCGUCAUACUAGUGGGUGUUACCCCAUAUCCAGGAGUCCGUUGCCUAUUGAUGCUGAUGGUUCAAAGAGUGAAAGUGGUGGUGGUGGCAGUUCAGUGGGGAUAUCAUCUGCAGCAGUGAAUGGCGGUGCUCCCACUCAUUCCCCAACUCAUUCAGGAAAACUAGCAAGUCCUGCUCGUACACCAGGUGUCUCAAUCAACAGGCGUUCUUCAGAUUCUGAUCUUUCUAUAACACCCAAGGGUGGUAGUUUGGCAGGGAGUGGAGGCUCUUCAGGUGGUGGUGGAGGCACAAGUAAAGGUGGAACACUAACUGGUGUUCAUCGUCCUGUGAUGACGCAGGACUCUUUUGACAUGCUGGAAUAUCCUUUUCUAACCAUGAAAAAAUUUCCUGCAGGGUUUCUACAGCAUCUUGGUGGCACUGUAAGUGCUCGUUCAGUGAAAUUGCUAGAUCGCACUCACACACCAGAAGAGGUUGAAACUCGUGAUAAUUGGUGGACACAGUUGCGCAUGGAAAUACGAUCACAUGCUCGUGCCCUGGCGUGUAAUGUAGUCCUUGGAUAUGAGGAGUUCACAACAAUUAGUGAUGAAGUGUGUGUGCUCAAUGCCACAGGGACAGCAGCUGUGAUCAGUCUCCAUUACCUUGACACUGAGAUACCCAGUGUACCAACUUCAGCAAGGAGUUACAGGGAUGCCAUGACUAUGUCUCUUGAUAGAAAAGAUUUUGAACAACAGCAGCAGCAACUGCAGCAGCAAGGACAACAACCGCCGUCACAGCCACUGCAACAACAAGUACAACAGCAGCAGCAGACACAGCAACAACAACAGUUACAACAAGGACAGCAAACUCAGCCAUCUGGGAAGCCAUCUUGCAAAGAUACUCAUUCUGGCUCACAGAUUGUGCAACCGCUUGAGAGUAUGCUGUACCAGAUAAACCCGAAAUCAAGUAUCACAAUCAGGGCUUGUAUGAGUCGAAGCCAUCCAUGCAUAGAAGAUGGAUUUUCAGGUGACAGUAUUCCUGCCAUGCAGAUUGCCACAUCUCUUGGGUCCAAUUCCGGUCCAAUUCAUCCACAAAACCCAGCUACAACGACACAAACUGCUCCUCCUUGUACCAUGUGCCAUGUUCCUUAUUCUGAGACUUCAUUGCCAUUCCGUGUUAAGAUUUCAAAGUGUGCUGUUUGUAGAAAGGGAAAGGUGCCUGAUGUGCUUUUUACAACCCUAGAACCACCAGCAGGAAUACCAAUUACAGGUAGAGGCUGUUUGAUACAAGCUAGAGUUGCACGGACCAAGCGAGAUUUAAGAGGAGAACUCAAUGCAAAGGAAAUCUCAGAUUCUCUCCCAUUCUUAGAAUAUGAGUUACAUAAGCAGUUGAUAAAUAAAAUGAGGAUCAAAGGGAUGAAUGCUCUGUUUAGCCUUAGAGUGAGAGUCACAGUAGGUGAGCGCCUUGUUGUUGGUAUUGCAACAGCAACAGCUGUUUUCCUUACAGCACUGCAACCUCCACCAGUCCCUCGGGUAACUUCUGGGAGUUCUUGCAGGGAAGAUGAACGACGAACAGCUGAAGUUCAGAAAUUGCUGCAUGCAACUAUAGCAAGAAAUAAGGAGUGUUAUGGCACAAAACAUGUUGUCCCAGAUGCUUUUUCUGAUGACAUGAAUGGUGGAAGAAAUUCAGAUACUGAGGAUUCUGAUGAUGAUCAUCCUGAAAUUGAUUUGUCUUCUGGUAAUAAAGACACAUGUGUUCUGGAGCUGGAUGAUAGAGAAGAUGCUGAAAUGAUUGGCCUGCUGGUUGAGGAUUGCACGCCAAUGCAGUUGGUAACCGUUUCCACACAAACACCUCCUGGUGUUCCAAGAGAAAGUAUUGUAACCAACUUGCAGAUGUUUACAAGAGUAUGGAGAGCUAAAGUGCCUACAGUCCUUAACCAUAGCUCUUUUAAUCAGUAUUUUGACAGAUUGCUUCAGAGUGUUUACUUUAAAGUCAGAAAGUUGGCACCAUGUAUCAUAGCUGGAAUGCAAGUUAAUGUCGAGUUGCCAGAAGAAGAUGAACUUCAGAUUAGUCUGUUUGGCAUGGUUCUAGGUCAGGGCAAACCAUUGCCUCCAUUGUCACAAAUUCACAAUACAUCUACUAGUGCUUCUUCCACACAUUCAGAAGGCACUGUUAAAAAGUCAAAACAAGAUGAUGGGGAAAUGAUUUUCAAAAUGGAGGAAUUAGUACCAACUAGUGAGGAGAAUAUAAAACCAAAAACUGCUAUUCCUCAUCCCAUAAUUUCAAAACAAUCAGCGUUACCAGCUUCAAAUGUCCCAUCAGUACCAUCUGCAACAUCAAUAUGUUCAUCAACGUCUUCACAGAGAUCAUCAACAAGGUCAAGGAAUGAUCCUAAGUUUACAACUUACCAUACAUCCCCAAGGGAGAGGUAUGGAGUGGAAAUCACUCCUCUCUCGUAUGUUCCAGGAGGACGAAUCGAACGUCAUCUAGGAAACUUGAAUUUCUUCUUCAUUAGAGAAAGUACUAGCAUUAAAGAGAGUGGUGGUUUAAGUGGAUUUAUGGGAAGCUUUGUUACUGAAGUCUUAGCAUUAGUUCGUGCUCAUGUGGCUGCACUUGGUGGCAAUGCUAUGAUUUCUUACUUCAUGUCAGAAUGUGUACUUUUACAUUACCCAUACAAAAAUCAGGGCCAGUGCCUAAUUAAUGUAGGUGGUGAUGUUGUGCAAGUGAUAUACAAUGUUGGCUCAGCCUUGCAAGAUGGCACUGUUGAAGAAUAAUUCAUGUAAUCCAACAAACAUCAGGUGUACAAAAUUUGUAUGAUGGUUGAAGAGUUAGCAUGUCUUUCAUCCCCUAUAUUCUUGUUCAAUGUAGUUUUCAUGACAUUUAAUUUUACAUAACUAUCUUUAUUUUGGUCUUAUCAUAAAGAUAUUUAAGGAUAACAUUACUCUUAUGGGGUGGGUUUGUUUUCGUCCAUUUCAUAUAAGCAAAUCUUGUGGUAUUUACAAAUGCCUUUACUCAUCAAGAGUGUAUCAGUUUGCCUUGCCAGUAGAGUAUUCAUUGAUUAGCAAAGGGAGUUCAUGCCUCAACAAAAGUAAUCCAUCAUGCACCUAUGAUGAAAUUUGUAUACAGGCAGUCCCCAGUUUACUACAGUUCCGGCUUACGACAUUCCGAGGUUACAACACUUUUCAAAUAUAUCCGUCAGAAAUUAUUUCUUGGUGUACAACGAAUGUUCCAGGGUUACAAAACUUAUGAUGCCCAUCUGACGGAAGACAUAUGACUCCAAAAAGGCAAAGUAAUAUAUAUUUGAAGGUUUUCUUAUGAAAAACACAAUCAAAAUGGAGUUUAUUUAGUUUUCAAUACAACCAAAGCAUUAAAAUUAAGGUUUUCUUAGGAUUUUUGACAUUGUUUCGGUUUACGUACAAUGAUUUUCAGCUUACGACACAGCGCAAGAUUGGAACCACCAUCAUAAACAGGGGACUGCCUUUAUUUGAAAACAUUGAUUGUACUAUAGAUAUUAUCUCUUCUUUGACUUAUAUUAUUAUGAUUGAUUGAUAUAAAAGACUGCUGUAAGUUAGGGUGCAUGUCAUGGUAUUUUACAAUUUUUCCGAUCUAUGUGCCAGUUCCUUUUCUUUCAGUACAGGCAGUUCCUCUGGUUUCCAGAAAUGUCCUAGUUACUAUCUUUGGUAACUUGUAUAGGCUUGGCAGUUUAUUAACAACCAUCACAAAACAUUCUUUAAUCAUUCAUUAAACAUUCAUAACUCAUAGACAUUAAUGUACAACAUCCUGCUUUCUUGGAACAAAAGUGCAUCAGUAAAGCAGUAAAUUUUUUAGAUCAACACCUUUUUAGACCUAUAUUUCUUGCUUGAAUCUUUCUCUCACACCAGCACUGUCAGUCCAGAAAAGAUACUUGGUCUUAUUAUAACAACAACAGGAGCCCCAAAAUAUCCCUUUUACAUGGUGAUAUGAUUGAAUUGGACAGUGCUUAGAGAGAAAUCAAUUACCAUUCACAGAUAUUGGCUCCCAUUCAUAACAUUUGAGCACAAUGGUUAUACACUCAAGUUCUUCACUUGAGGUGAAUAAGGAUAAGAGAAUUAAACAAGCCUUGAAAAAGUCACCCCCUUUGCACAUCAAAUCCUAGUUUGCAUUUGUGAAAAGAAAUCUGCAUACUACAUAUCUUUUAACAAAAUGAGAGUACUGAGCAUGGUUUGGGAGGGACCGCCUGUACUGUAGAUAGAUACUUACAGUAAUGGUAACCCUUAGUAUUUAUGCCUUACAUUUUUUCAUAUUAGGCUAUGAAUCAUUGUCAUUCUUCAACAAAUUAAUGUUUGAUUGUGAUAAUAUACUCUAUUUUAUUAUGAAACAUUUAUGUAAUUAUUAUUAUUAAACAUUUAUGUCACUUUUCAAAAAGUAUUUUAAUAUGUUAUGCCUUUUUGCAGUUUAUUAUUUUUAGUUGGGCUUGAAUAGUGAACCUUGGUUACAUUAUUUGUUUAAGAAAUUAAUGUUUUUGUUAAUUCAUGGGUCUAAAUUGGAAAUGACCAAUAUUGCAAAGAUGUCUUUUGACGAUGUUUAGCUGUAACUUACUUAGGGGAUGAAUGCAUAAUAAUUCCUAUAGAAUAAGACAACUUCAUGCUUUACAGUAAAGUACAGUAUAGCCCAAGAAUUUUAAUCUGUUCUUCUGUGAAGAAUUUGUUCCUAAAGGGCCCCUCUUGCUCACAGUGGUUUUAUGUUUUUGAGACUCUAGCUCUACUUGAAGUUGGGGCAAAAUGUAUUAAAUGAAAAUGAACUUAAUGUAAAUAAGAAUAUAUGGUAUACAUAUAGUAUUUAUAUUUAUGGUUGUUUUUGACUAAUUUUGUAAUGAAUGUAUUGUAGACUUCCUUCUCAUUAAGAUGACACCUUUUAUUACCUGGAAAGCACUCUGUGAAGAUAUUCACUUGUUUUCUGCAGCAUGAAAGAGAAAUUGAACAACAUUAGAAAGACAUAUUUAAAGACAUGCAAUAAAUUGCAGUAUUUAUGUUAACUAUGUACAGUUAAUCAUGUAUUGUAAAGGAUACUGAUUGAUUUGUAACAUAUAUGUUGAUAGUGUACUGAAUAUUGGUGGAAAUGUUUACAUUAAGACCUGAUAUUUUCUUUGUAAAUAUAUGUACUGAAUAUUAUUGCAUAACCAGUAAAGGUUGGGAUACAUGAUGUGAAAAAAGAACUGAUUCUACCCAGUGUCAAAGCAGGUCUUUUUACAGUUAUUUAAUUAGAAAUUUAUUUAUUAUAUAAUAUAUAUAUUUUUUAUAUUCUCCAGUUUGUUGAAUCUAUUCAUGGUUAAUACGGUGGGCACUGCUAGAAGGUGUCAAGAGGGAUUGUCCUGGAGUUUUAGAAAGAACAGAAUGCAAUGCAUUGUACUCCUGCAUAUAUAGAAUUUUGCAGAGUAUGUAUAUUCCCAGAUUAUUCCCCUCAUCAUAGUAAUAUCAUUUGUACCAAUUUCAUAAAUAUUUUAAAUUACCAAAACAGGAGUAGCAGCAAGUAAUGCCACUAUACAUGUUAUCUUGAUGAAUUAUUCUAUAUCAGAUAUUUACAGCAUUUCUUGUUUUUAACAAUUUAUAAGCCAAUUUCAAUGGCUAUUAAAUUUGCAGUGUUAUUAAAUAUUAACAAUCAUUGCACACAUUUAAUUAAAAAUAACAAUACAUUUUUGUACAUUAAAAAGACCAAAAUUCUGAACAAAUGGAACAUUUAUAUGUUCCAUGAUUUAUGACACAUUAAAAAUUACAUCUGCAGCCUGUAUUUCUUUGGCCCAUACAUUAUGAGGAUUUUAUUUAGGUACAGGCAGUCACCGGUUUUUGGCAGGGGUUCUGUUCUCGGCAGGGUGCUGAUAAGCAAAAACUGCAAUUAACUGAAACUCAGCAAUUUACAGGGCUUAUAACUGGUUAAUGGCGCUGAUAAUCAGUUAAUGGCACCAUAACUGUAUCAUUGGCGCUAGACAAACGCUAUAAAACUGGAUCGCCAUUAGCUGAGUCCGCCGAUAACUGGGGACUA